Solea senegalensis (Senegalese sole) is the source of this 2836-nucleotide messenger RNA. RefSeq names its product insulin-like 3 (Leydig cell) (gene insl3). Gene Ontology annotation, biological process: adenylate cyclase-inhibiting G protein-coupled receptor signaling pathway. The transcript is spliced from 2 exons. The coding region runs from base 2280 to 2675 and encodes 131 amino acids. Gene Ontology annotation, cellular component: extracellular region. The record is from RefSeq and is a predicted model, not a curated record. Gene Ontology annotation, molecular function: hormone activity; G protein-coupled receptor binding. Lineage: Eukaryota; Metazoa; Chordata; Actinopteri; Pleuronectiformes; Soleidae.
GUCAUGCUGGGUUUUUGCUGUCAUUUUACUCAGGUGUUGAAAGGGGCAACAGUUUUCUACUGUGCUCCGGUUUAAGUUUUGUUUAAUGGAAAUGGAGAAAUAGGCGGACAUUGGAAGAAAAUAAAUCGAUAUUUCAGACACCAAGGGAGAACCUGGUCGGGAUUUAUACCUGAAUGCACGGAAAAACAAGACCUACCAGCAAACAAAACAAUUCUUAUUAUUAUUAUUAUUAUUAUUAGUAUUAUUCUUAUAAACAAAACCAACUGAAAAAACUGGAAACAGAAUGGAAACCGUAUCUCUGAUUUCAUUGUGUCUUCAAAUAUAUAUUUCUCAAUCCCAUUGUUUAGGUAGUGUUUCCCCUUUGACAUCUUCAGAUGAGUCAGUGGAGCUGGUGGAGGAUGCGUCAGCCUCCAGGGAGGUACUCUUUAUCUUCAUGGGCUGUGUCGGUGUCUGAAUCCGACAUUACAGUAUCGUGCUACAUGGGCUCGGGAUUGGACUCCAUCCCAGCUCACAGUUUUUGGUUCCCAGAACGUUACCUUUUGGUUGUGGGAACGUUGGUUCCCUGAAGGUUAGUUCGUUUUUGGUUCGGUUCCCAGAACAUUUCCUUUCUACAACCUUUAUACAACCUUUACAGAACGUUCUAUUUUGGUUCCCCGAAUGUUCAGAAUGAUGUGACUACUUGUAAAGCAGUUGUUUUCAGUGUAACUGAAUCAAAUUACUAGAAUCAAUUAAUUAAAGAUAUUUGUUCAGUACUUCCUCCGUUUGACACAAAUCAAGUUUGAUGAUGCUGGGAAAGGGCCGGUGAUUCCUUUAUUUGAGAUGCUGGAGUGCUUUGAUGUGGUCCUUUGAGCUUUUGGUACUUUGAACAUUGCCAUAAAUAUUACACAUGAUAGGAGAAUGAAAAAGGUGCCACUUAAAAGCUACUUGUGCUGUUUACGCAUUUGGUUAUACGGUAAAUACAACGUUCAAGCUGCAGACAUGGGAAUAUAGUACCAGUUCCCUUUAUCAGAAAAAGCAGGUAUUUGAGGAGAUUGUAUACUUUAUGUUUGUGCAGGAUCAAAAAUAUUGAUUUAAAUGGAUUGAAAUCAGCACAUUUCUGUGCGUAGGGCCUUUAAAGUCAGUAUUUUAGGUCACAUUGUUUACAAUAAAAUAGGUGGGGGCGCUUGUUUUCAUGCAGCUAUAGACCAGCCGUUAUGAUGCUCAGGCACAACUUGUUACUUUAUUUAAAGAGGUUAUCCUCCUAUAGCCCUGCAGUUUUUAUGCUCAGUGUUUCAAUUCAGCAGUAGCUCUGGGCGUAGAAAAGUAUGUUUUUAUUACAUCUGAAUCUGACUUUGAAUUUGAAUGUUUCUGUCGGCCGAGAGGGGCAAACGCAAAUGUUUUAAGACUUGAUGGUGUUUUGGGACUUGCCAGUGUUUUGGGACUUGCUGGAGUUUUGAAAAAAAAAACAGUGAAGUGACAGAAACGAGAUAGUUUCACCUCUACACCGUGCACUCAGCAGCAGCUGGAGGCAAUAAAGCAAACAGCACUGGCCACUGAUAUCGUCAUCAGAGGUCAUAAUGUCAACAAUAGCCAGAAGUACAUUUAGGACAUUAAAAUGCCACCUUUCAUGUUUUUCAUCCUCACUGGAAAUAUAAAACCAUCAUAUCUGGCUGCUAAUGUAACUGUGAUGUGUGACCUGGGGUGAGAAGGAACGUGUGAAUAGCUGCGUCAGAAUCCUUGACAUCUUGUUUUGCCGGUCGCACUCUGUUCUAUUAACUCCCAUCCCUCAAGAUGUGUCGAGAUAAAGUGUAAACGUGACUCACAUUCAAGGAAAAUAAUAUGAAAUAUGACAUUUUGACAAUCUUUUAAGUGAAAAAAAAUGAUUCACACAAAACAGGAUUUGAUUAAAUAAAGCACAGAAACCACAAUAUGGUUUGUAAACACAAGGAUUAUUUGCACCCAAGAGCUUGACAUCCAUCUUGAUUUGAAGGACCAAACUCCGACUUCUGCUGGGUUCCAGCGUCAUCCUUGAGGAGACAUCACACCACUGUCAGCUCUGGAUCAGGACAUGCUUUUCCCUCACCAAGGCCGAAUACAUUACGAAGAACCUGUGGCCUCAGCAUUUGUAAAAAUUGCCACCGUGGGUAACACACAUUGACUAUAUAAACGCUCUCUGCAGCUCACCUCAAGUCAUCACACAUCCUUGUUGCUCUCCACACACCCAAAGCUAAGCUCUCCUGCAGCCACCCGUUGAGUUUCUGCCUCUGCUGACCUGCUGAGGACCAGUGACACAUCACACCAUGCUUGCUGCUAAGUGUUUGGCGUCUCUGAUGGUGGUGCUCGUGGCUGCAGCGAGUGUGGUCCACGCACAGGAGAGGAUUAAGAUGUGCGGGAGGGAGCUGAUACGUGUGGCCGUCUCAACCUGUGGGAACUCACGUCUACGGAGAAGCAUCGCCGAUGGAGAGCUUGGCCAACAUCAGCUCACUCAUUACUGGGGCCAUGAUGCCUCCACAGAGGAGCACUUGACUACAGAGACAGCCCACAUCCCUCUAGAGUCUGACAGGGAGAAAGACACCCUGUUCUUGGCUCCUCACUGGUACCCACUGUCUUCUCGGGUCCGUCGAGCACCUGGAAGAAUAUCUGACAUUUGCUGUGAGAAGGGCUGCAGCGUGAAAGAGCUGAUACAGUUCUGCUAGACUUAGAUUCAGAUUAGAAUGAGUGUGCUAUUUGUCCCAGUCAUGUUGCAUUCAGGUUAACACUGCACAUCAUUUUAGGUAUUUAUAAUAAAUUAUUUCUGUAUCAUUUUCGUUUUAUGACAAAGUGAAAUGAUUAUUUAUUUUGUACUAUCUUUAUUGUA